Molecule: messenger RNA, 672 nt
Organism: Naumovozyma castellii
Lineage: Eukaryota; Fungi; Ascomycota; Saccharomycetes; Saccharomycetales; Saccharomycetaceae
Gene: RCF2
Product: Rcf2p
Exons: 1
Coding region: 1-672 (223 amino acids)
Source: RefSeq, a predicted model, not a curated record
AUGAAGAUUCUAACAGCUGAAGAAAUCAAAGAACAAAAGGCAUACACCAUGAAGGGGGGCCUAAUCGGUGCCCUGGCAGGGUUCGCCACGUCAGCGGUUCUUUUCAAAGUGAUGCCUAGAAAAUAUCCAUCUUUGAACAUUACAAGGUUGCCCUACUCUGUGAAGACCGCCUUCUGGAUUACUCCACCAACGGUGCUAACGGUUAUCCUUGCUGAAGAAGCCUCUAACAAAUAUGAUGCUUUGAAAUAUAGUGCUGAACAGAAUGAAUUCCAUGACUCCGUUCAUGAUGCUCAGAAACAAUUGGCCGUGCCAACCAUAAAUGAAAAGUUGUUUGAAAAGGUCUACGUGAACAAGUAUAAGAUUAUUACCGCUGCUUGGGCUGGUUCCCUUUGGGGGUCUUGGGUCUUGGUCAACAGAGAUAAAAUCAUGACAACGUCGCAGAAGAUUGUUCAGGCAAGAAUGUACGCUCAAUUUAUUACGGUGGCUUUGUUAUUAGCAUCUGUUGGGUUGAGUGUUUAUGAAAACAAGUUGCAUCCUAAUAAGCAAAACUUGAAGGAACAACAUCGUUGGGAGAAAGCCUUGAAGUACGCUGAGAGACAGGAGGAGGCUGAGAAGAACAAGACUGGGUUCGUUUCCAAUGAGGAAAGAAUCAGUUCUCAAAUCUUCAAAUAA